Molecule: messenger RNA, 2152 nt
Organism: Alosa sapidissima (American shad)
Lineage: Eukaryota; Metazoa; Chordata; Actinopteri; Clupeiformes; Clupeidae
Product: follistatin-related protein 1-like
Exons: 11
Coding region: 112-1056 (314 amino acids)
Biological process (GO): cell differentiation; multicellular organism development; regulation of BMP signaling pathway
Molecular function (GO): protein binding; calcium ion binding
Source: RefSeq, a predicted model, not a curated record
GGAGGGUCUUCGAGGAGCUCAAAUUUCCCAUCACUCUUCACCCCUUCGCUUGACCGCUUCUCUCCUCAUCUAUCCAGGACCGCUGUGUGGUAGACGUCGCUCUCCUCCAAGAUGCUCUGCUUCGUACCUUUACUCCUGGUUCUGUUACCAUGUCACGCAGAGGAAGUGUGGAAGAAAUCACAGGUGUGCGCAAAUGUGUUCUGUGGUGCUGGAAGGGAGUGUGCCGUCACAGAGAAGGGCGAACCAACCUGUCUGUGUGUUGAGUUUUGUAAGCCCAACAAACGCACAGUGUGUGGCAGUAACGGGAAGACGUAUCGCAACCACUGUGAGCUGCACAGAGACGCCUGCCUGACCGGAGUCAAGGUGCAUGUGGCCCAUGAUGGACACUGUGAGGAGCGAAAGACAGACAAGCCCGCUACAAGCCCCAUCGUUUGUUACCUUGCCGACCGCAACCAGCUGCGCAGCCGUGUGAUGGAGUGGCUUCAGGCAGAGGUGGUCCCUGAUGGCUGGUUCUCCAAAGGCUCCAACUUCUCAGAAGUCCUGCUCAAGUACUUUGAGAAUUACGAUAACGGAGACUCAAAGCUGGAUUCCACCGAGUUCCUCAAUUUCAUCCAGCACAACGAGACGGCCGUCAACAUCACCUCCUACAACAACGAGGAGAACAACCGCUUGCUCAGGAGCCUGUGUGUGGAUGCCCUAAUUGAGCUUUCAGAUGAGAAUGCAGACUGGAAGUUGAGCUUCAAUGAGUUCCUGAACUGCCUUAAACCAGACUUCAACCCUCCAGAGAGAAAAUGUGCUCUUGAGGAUGAGACAUAUGAGGAUGGUGCUGAGACGCAGGUGGAAUGCAAUCGGUGCGUCUGUGCAUGUGGCAACUGGGUCUGCACAGCGGUGACCUGCGAGACAGGCCCAGAUGCACUCCCUGCACUCCCUAUGGAGGAGGCUGAGGGGAUAGACCAGGAGAUGACCGAAGAGGAGUGGACCAGGAGAGUGGCGGAGCUGAACAAACUUCAGGAAACAGUGGAGACCAUGAAAGUGAGCACUAAAGACAUUGUGUGAGGAAAAGAGGGAUGAAUAACAGUGAAAGAGCAGAAAGAACAGCAAGAGGAAAAUGUGCAGGGUGGCUCUUGGCCAUUCUUGUAUGACGGUCUGGAGGAGGACCAGUGGGUGCAGAGACAAAGAGGAAUAUUUAAUUGGUUAUCGGUUAUUUUUAUAAUAUUUUAAUUAUUUUUCAUGUGUACUAUUACUAUUGUUUUGUAUUUUUUGCAUUGCUGUCUUCUUCUUCUUCUUCUUCUUCUUAUAUAUUAUUAUUAUUACUAUCUUAUACUUUCAUGUAAAGGGAGUAUGCCACAUCAUUGCAAAUCAGUUGAUAGAUUAGCUAUUUGAUGUUUAUUUCUUUUUUCAAAUAUUGCUUUACUUGCGGACAGGCAAGAGCAAGUGAAGUGUGGUCAGACCGACUGGUUUGACAUCAGACACAGUAAGGGCCGUCCUAGGAGGAAAACAGAUUGUGGGCUUAUCGGACGGUGCAGACCUCUGGCUACUACUAUCUAUCAGAUAGUCAGUCUGCACUUCAGAGCACCAAUGUAUUAGUAAACGAGUGGGAGGUCUGAUGGGAUCUUAGGGGUCACUGAGGAGUGGCCAAUACUAGGCAUAUCGGUACUGAGUGUCAUCUGAUAUAAAGGGUAUGACAGGACAGAUCCACCAUGUCUGAUGCCAUAGGCUCAGUAUAAUGUAUGGUAUGAUAAAACUCCACUAGGAGCUCAUCCAGUGACAUCAAUGUCAUACUGUUGUUACAUCGCUUAAUUUUUAUUAAAUGCAUGGGAUGGGCGUGGUGGCAGUCUCUCUGUCUCGCAUCAUGGCCAAAGAAGAAGCACUGUUAGUGCCAAUAUGAAUUGCCCAUUGAGUUUAACUCAGUUGGAUUUAACAUGACUAUCUGAUCUUCUUAGGGCUUUACAUCCUAAAGGGGAACACUGAUUGUUGUCACUGUAACUUAUUAAGUCAUUGCACAACUACUGAAUAUGCUUGAACACAAACAUACACUAUGUACAGUGCCAAACAUCCAUUUAGGGACAUGGAGAUAAUGUAACAUUAGUUAGUGCACUACUCAACUGUAGGCUACUGUUACUCAGCCAAUAAACCAUUUUAUACCCCAGUG